GUAUCGGUUACACUUGUUUUCUGGGUGGCGGAACAUGCUCCCAUGCCUCGCACCUGCCCCCAAAGCUCUGGAAUCUCGCGCGCCAUCGCUUGCGCACACGGACGCUCAUAUCGACAACGAAGUCGCUCGCUUGCGCAGCUUGCAUAUCGCCGACGUUCCGCGCAUGAGCGAUCUUAGCGUCUUCCGCGUUCGCCGCGACGCCCUUGAUGUCAGUGCAACGGGCCGCUCGACGCUCUAUACAUUGCAGAAAGCUCGACUCGAGAUGGAGCGACGCCGACCUGCUUCGUUUGCUUUUGCUUUGCCGCCCUCCGCCCUGGAGCCGUCGCCUCGUCCAUCCCCACGCUUUGUGGCACCCGUCGUCGCAUCACCGCGAGCUUCCGUGCAGGCUGAGCCACGAGCACCGAUGCCAACUCAAGAGAGUCACGGCAUCAACACCAGUCCUCGAAGGCAGCACUAUCACGUGACGUACCGCGCGAAUGCAUUGCAAGCUCCAGAGAGCGUCUGCACGCACAACGACGCGGCGCAUAGUAACAACGACACGGAACGGCAACGACCGCGGCGAAGACGACAUGUCAAGUCAACGCGACAGCCGCAGUUGUCGUGCCCGCUGCCAAUCAACCCGAUCGACCCGCGGGACCGACUACUGCAGCUCCACGACAUUUCCGAGUUUGACUUGCGCGUGUGCCACUCGCCGCGGGCCGUGACCGCGUACCACGGCCACCUGAGCGACUACAACCUCGAGGAGCUCAUGGCCAAAACGGGAUUCACGCGGCUCGAGCUCUAUACGCUCUGGAGCCGCUUCAAGGCGCUCUGUUCGCUCUCGCGGUCGCCCGCCGGCGUCGACCAAGCCACGUUUCGGCGCGCCGUGCCGCUGCUGUCCGUGGAGGACGAGAUGUUUGUGGACCGCGUCUUUGCCAUCUUGGAUGACGAUUACUCGGGCGUCAUCGAGUGGCGCGAGUUCAUUCGCGCCAUGUCAGCGCUCGAGAAGGGCGACUUGCGCGCGCGGAUCGUGUUUUUGUUUGAAGUUUACGAUCUAAACGGCGACGAAAAGCUCAGUCGCGACGAACUCAUGGCGUUCUUCAUAUCGGGCCUCAUGGUUUCGUCCGACGACAAGAACGUGCAGGACAUGGCGCAGCACUUUGCCGACGAAAUCCUCUUGGCGCUGGGCGUCACGCCGGCUGAAGGCGCGACCAUUUCGAUCCCGGAGGUCGCGGCGUUCAUCGAGAAGGCCGAAAUGGAAGACAUCUACUCGAUCUUUGGCCGCACGAUGCUCAACGAGCUCGACAAGCAAACGCCCAAGCCGGACGCGGACCUCGCAUUGGUCAACGAGACGCUCGAGACGACCUCGAUUGUGUACCGCAUGUCGCACACGAUGCGCAUGGACAACGUUUGACCAUUCUAACGUUAACGUUACCAGUACAGCUCGAAAUUGUGCGCGAAGCCAACC
Saprolegnia diclina VS20 is the source of this 1447-nucleotide messenger RNA. RefSeq lists its product as hypothetical. Lineage: Eukaryota; Oomycota; Saprolegniomycetes; Saprolegniales; Saprolegniaceae. The transcript has 2 exons. Gene Ontology annotation, molecular function: calcium ion binding. The record is from RefSeq and is a predicted model, not a curated record. The coding region runs from base 35 to 1393 and encodes 452 amino acids.